Messenger RNA from Enterobius vermicularis (human pinworm), 450 nucleotides. NCBI's taxonomy places the organism in Eukaryota, Metazoa, Nematoda, Chromadorea, Rhabditida, Oxyuridae. The record is from the annotation of a GenBank genome assembly.
AUGAUGGUGGAGAUUUUACGCGCAUUACAAGAACUUCCUAAUGUGGUGGUACAAAAAGUCGAUUAUAAUCGAAAAUUUCCUUUUAUCAAUCAACUGGAAACCACACAUAACAGCGACAUAUUAAUGUCAAUGCACGGAAGUGGCUUAACACAUCUGUUGUUCCUACCCGAUUGGGCUACAGUGUUUGAGAUCUACAAUUGUGAGGAUGUUUAUUGUUAUUCGGAUUUGGCUCGUUUACGUGGUAUUAAGUAUUUUACCUGGGAGAAUCGAACAAAAAUUAAAUCAAUUGGUGAAAGUAUCCAUCCACAAACCGGCAAAUCACAUCCUAAAUUUGUUAAUUAUUAUGUGGACGUCGAUGAAUUGAUACGAUUGGUAAAACAGGUUCACAGAGUGACCACUGAUGACCAGCUGAUGAUGAAUCAAGUUGUUAGAUUAGUACUGGUUGACUAA